AUGUCUACCAGCGCUACGAGCUGGCAUGCGGCCCUCGAGUCGCUGCCUGCCACACCGGAGAAGAUUCCCGCGUUCUUUUUUGCACAUGGGUCCCCUAUGUUAGCCUUUCCGCCAACUGAAGGUUCAGAUGGUGGUAUGAUGGGUUAUCAUGGACCCAAAGGCCCUCUGGCCCAAUUUUUGAAAGAAUUUGGACCCACCUUGUUGAAGAAAUACAGGCCAAAAGGCAUUGUCGUCUUCAGUGCACACUGGGAAACCUAUGGAGAGCGCCUGGUGUCUGAUUACCCUGAAAAUCCUCUGCUGAUGGAUUACUACGGCUUCCCCCCUGAAUUGUAUCAACUCAAGUUCAAGUCCAAAGGGGAUUCCAAACUCGCGCAACAUGUUGUUGACUUGUACAAAAAGGCUGGACAAAAGGCCAGAUUAACGACUGUGCAUGAGAGCCGCGGGGAGGAUGGUCGAGGAUUUUCAGGACCUGGACUUGACCAUGGGGUGUUUGUGCCAUUCCGGAUUAUGUUUGGAGAGGAGUUUACGGAGAUUCCGAUUGUGCAAGUAUCGAUCGACUCUAGCAUGGAUCCCGAGAAAAACUGGGAACUCGGCAAAGCAGUGGCGCAGCUGAGGGAGGAGGGAAUCUUGAUACUUGCGGGUGGGCUGACUGCGCAUAACCUGAGAGAUCGGGUGUCAUUUUCACCAGACACGGCCCGCGCGGUGCACAAAGAAUUUGACCAGGCGAUCCACCAGGCGAUUGCGACAGACUCGGCGGAGGAGCGCAAGAAGGCACUGUUCGCGCUGCCGCGACACCCUGGAUUCCGAGCGUCGCAGCCACGCGAGGACCACUUUGUGCCGCUGUAUGUAGCUGGGGGCGCUGGGGAGGGCGGGGCGGUUCAUACGAUCGUAGAUUUGUACGGAUUGGCAUCGUUUGCAUUUGGGAUCUAA
Psilocybe cubensis is the source of this 930-nucleotide messenger RNA. RefSeq lists its product as uncharacterized. NCBI's taxonomy places the organism in Eukaryota, Fungi, Basidiomycota, Agaricomycetes, Agaricales, Agrocybaceae. Gene Ontology annotation, molecular function: oxidoreductase activity, acting on single donors with incorporation of molecular oxygen; zinc ion binding; ferrous iron binding. Bases 1 to 930 code for a protein of 309 amino acids. The record is from RefSeq and is a predicted model, not a curated record. The transcript has 5 exons.